AUGUCAAUCCCUCAAGAUAUUGCUUCCACCUUUCAAAAGGCUUUGAAUAUUUCUGGUUCUCCAAACGCCGUGUCGACUUCUCCAACACAUUCAUACUUGAGCCAAUAUGCUGCGCAGCACAAACCAACAAAAGCAUUGAAGCCAUUCUCAACUGGUGAUAUCAAGAUUUUGUUGUUGGAAAACGUGAAUGAAACAGCUAUGAAAAUUUUCAGAAACCAAGGUUACCAAGUUGAGUUCUACAAAACUUCUUUGCCAGAGGAGGAAUUGAUUGAAAAAAUUAAGGAAGUCCAUGUCAUUGGUAUCAGAUCGAAGACAAAGUUGACUGAAAAUAUCUUGAGACAUGCAAGGAAUUUAGUCGCCAUUGGAUGCUUCUGUAUUGGCACCAAUCAAGUUGACUUGGAAUUCGCUGCUAAGUCUGGUAUUUCUGUUUUCAACUCGCCAUUUUCUAACUCUAGAUCUGUGGCCGAGUUGGUAAUUGCGGAGAUCAUCACUUUGGCAAGACAAUUGGGAGACAGAUCUAUUGAGAUGCACACAGGUACAUGGAACAAAGUCAGUGCUAAAUGUUGGGAAAUUAGAGGUAAGACAUUAGGUAUUGUUGGUUAUGGUCACAUUGGUUCUCAGUUAUCUGUCUUAGCCGAGUCGAUGGGUAUGAAUGUUAUUUACUACGAUGUCACCAUGAUCAUGGCUUUGGGUAACUCGAAGCAAGUUGACACAUUGGAUGAAUUGUUGAACAAAGCCGACUUUGUCACUUUACACGUUCCUGCUACACCAGAAACCAAGAACUUAUUGAGUAUCCCUCAAUUUGCUGCCAUGAAGGAUGGUGCUUACGUGAUCAAUGCCUCUAGAGGUACUGUGGUCGAUAUUCCAGCUUUGAUCGAGGCUAUGAAAGCUGGCAAAAUUGCAGGUGCUGCUUUGGAUGUGUAUCCCCAUGAGCCAGCAAAGAAUGGUGAAGGAUUGUUUUCUGACAGCCUUAACGAUUUUGCUUCGGAAUUAUGCUCGUUGAGAAAUGUGAUUUUGACACCUCACAUUGGUGGAUCUACUGAAGAAGCACAAUCUGCUAUUGGUGUUGAAGUUGCUACUGCCUUGACGAAAUACGUUAACGAAGGUAACUCUGUUGGUGCUGUUAACUUCCCAGAGGUGGCAUUGAGAGAUUUGGACUUGGACCAAGAAAACAUUGUUAGAGUUUUGUACAUUCACCAGAAUGUUCCUGGUGUUUUGAAGACUGUUAACAACAUUUUGUCUAACCACAACAUUGAAAAACAAUUUACUGACUCGAGAGGUGACGUUGCGUACUUGAUGGCGGACAUUUCUGAUGUGGAUCACUCUGAUAUUAAGUCUUUGUACGAACAAUUGGAGCAAACUCCAUACAAGAUUGCUACCCGUUUGUUGUACUAG
Messenger RNA from Clavispora lusitaniae ATCC 42720, 1395 nucleotides. RefSeq names its product phosphoglycerate dehydrogenase (gene SER33). Lineage: Eukaryota; Fungi; Ascomycota; Pichiomycetes; Serinales; Metschnikowiaceae. Gene Ontology annotation, molecular function: oxidoreductase activity, acting on the CH-OH group of donors, NAD or NADP as acceptor; NAD binding. The record is from RefSeq and is a predicted model, not a curated record.